This is a messenger RNA of Calypte anna (Anna's hummingbird), 1155 nucleotides long. It is a transcript of the gene GLOD4, whose product is annotated as glyoxalase domain containing 4. The record is from RefSeq and is a predicted model, not a curated record. The transcript has 9 exons. The coding region runs from base 77 to 973 and encodes 298 amino acids. NCBI's taxonomy places the organism in Eukaryota, Metazoa, Chordata, Aves, Apodiformes, Trochilidae.
CGUGGGUGGGGAGAGGGAGAGGGGCGUGGCGUGUCGCUGUCACGUGACAGCCCCGCAGCUCCCGUCCCUCACGGACAUGGCGGCCCGGCGCGCGCUCCACUUCGUCUUCAAAAUCGGCGACCGCGGGCGGAGCGCGCGCUUCUACCGCGAGCUGCUGGGCAUGCGGGUGUUGAGGCACGAGGAGUUCGAUGAGGGCUGCAAGGCGAGCUGCAAUGGCCCUUAUGAUGGAAGAUGGAGCAAAACCAUGGUGGGCUAUGGGCCAGAAGACAAUCACUUUGUUGCAGAAUUAACUUACAAUUAUGGUAUUGGAGAAUAUCGCCUGGGCAAUGACUUUCUGGGCAUCACACUCGUGUCCAGCCAGGCUGUGAGCAAUGCUAAGAAGAUGGGGUGGCCCCUCAAGGAAGUCACAGCUGGUAUUUUUGAAGCUGAAGCCCCAGGGGGAUACAAGUUCUACUUGGAAGACAAGGAACAGCUGAAGCAAGAUCCUGUGCAAAAAGUAACCUUGGGUGUCUCUGAUCUUCAGAAGUCUGUUACCUACUGGUCUGGUUUGCUCGGGAUGAAAAUAUAUGAGAAGGAUGAGGAAAAGCAAAGGGCUUUGCUAGGCUAUGCUGAUAACCAGUGCAAGCUGGAGCUGAGGGCGGUGGGAGGGGCGGUGGAUCACGGGACGGCCUUUGGGCGGAUCGCCUUCUCCUGUGCCAAGGAAGAGCUGCCAAACAUUGAAGCACUGAUGAAAAAGGAGAAUCAGAAAAUCUUAACACCUCUGGUUAGCUUGGACACACCUGGCAAAGCCACAGUGCAAGUGAUUAUUCUGGCUGAUCCUGAUGGCCAUGAAAUCUGCUUUGUGGGAGAUGAAGCAUUCCGAGAUCUGUCCAAGGUGGACCCUAAUGGUGACAAACUGUUGGAUGAUGCCAUGGCAGCAGACAACAGUGACAAAUGGUUUGCUGCACACAAGAAGCAGAAGGCUGCUGCCUAGCUGGAGAAGAGGACUGCUCCUUCUGCCUUGGUUUUCCACGAGCAAGAUGCCAGUCACCUGCAGUGUGUUGUGUUGCCUUUUCCAGUAAGAGGUGAUGUGAUGAUUCCUUUGAUUUAAUUUCUGACUCUUCCUGCAGCUCUGUUCUUUCAAGCAAUGAGCAUGUUUCUCUCUCUCUCUCUCUC